ACCACACUCCACUGCUCUCCUCCACUCCACUGCCUCCCAUCCCUGCUGCUCCCUCUCCCAUCCCGGUUCCAUCAUGGGCGGCCUCUCGGUGAUCGCACCGCCCGCGCGGGACUCGGCUUCCCCGCAGCACCGGCGCGCGCGCCGCGCGUUCCUCGUGUCCAACUAUCUCAUCCUGGGCUGCGCCUCCGGGUGCGGCUUCCUCACGCUCUCGCUCCGCCUGGCCCCCUCCGUCGACGGCUUCCUCCUCAUCCUGCUGCACGCGCUCACGGUGGCCGCCGCCGUGGCCGGGUGCGCCGUCAUCGCGGCGCCGGACCCUCCGCGCGGCCGCUGCUACACCGUCCACAUGUCCGCCACCGUCGUCGUCUCCAUCCUGCAGGGCGCCGCCGCCGUGCUCGCCUUCUCCCGCACGUCGGAGUUCCUCUCCGACGGCCUCAAGUCGUACGUCCGCGAGGAGGACGGUGCCGUCAUCCUCCGCAUGGUCGGCGGCCUCGGCGUCGGCAUCUUCUGCCUCGAGUGGGUCGCGCUCGCGCUCGCCUUCGUGCUCAGGUACUACGUCUACGUCGACAGGGAGUGCGGCGGCAACCCCAUGCGCCGCAGCGCCAAGGUCGGCGGCGAGGACGGCGCCGGCACCUGGCCCUGGCCCUUCCAGGUCUGAAGUGGACCAUGAGUUUUUGGAAGGGAAAUCAAGCGUCGAGUGUUAUAGAACUAUGUGGGGGGACGGGAUGCACAAUGUUGUGAUUCGUUUAUUUGUUUAUUAUGUGGUUUUGUAAUGUCAUAUUUGUAACGCUGUUAUAUUUAUAUAAUUAUAUAUGUGAAAUUUGCACUGUA
This is a messenger RNA of Zea mays, 828 nucleotides long. RefSeq lists its product as uncharacterized. The transcript has a single exon. The coding region runs from base 74 to 655 and encodes 193 amino acids. The record is from RefSeq and is marked validated. NCBI's taxonomy places the organism in Eukaryota, Viridiplantae, Streptophyta, Magnoliopsida, Poales, Poaceae.